This is a messenger RNA of Passer domesticus (house sparrow), 2534 nucleotides long. It is a transcript of the gene PRPH, whose product is annotated as peripherin. Lineage: Eukaryota; Metazoa; Chordata; Aves; Passeriformes; Passeridae. The record is from RefSeq and is a predicted model, not a curated record. Gene Ontology annotation, molecular function: structural constituent of cytoskeleton. Gene Ontology annotation, cellular component: type III intermediate filament; cytoplasm; plasma membrane. Bases 118 to 1296 code for a protein of 392 amino acids. Gene Ontology annotation, biological process: intermediate filament organization. The transcript is spliced from 9 exons.
CGGCCGGGAGACCCCUCCCCUCUCUCCGUCCCGUACCCCCGGGUCCCCCCGGCGGGGCGGAGCCGCUGUCCGCUAUAAACAGCCGCUACCGGCAGCCAGCGCCCUCCCGGUGCCACCAUGAGCCGCCGCGACCGCGACCCCGGGACGCCGCCGCCGCUGCCCGUGGCCCCGGGGCGGCUGGCGGAGGCGGCGGCAGCGCGGGGCGCGGAGCGGGAGGAGCUGGCGGCGCUGAACGAUCGUUUCGCCGCCUUCCUGGAGCGGGUGCGGGCGCUGGAACGGCAGAACGGGACCCUCCGCGCCGCCCUGGGCCGCGCCGCCGCCGCCACCGGGCCCCGCACCGGGCUGGUGCAGGGCGAGCUGCGGGGGCUGCGGGAGCGGCUGCAGCGCCUCGGCCGCGACCGGGACCGGCUCCAGGCGGAGCGCGACGGGCUCGCCACCGACCUGGCGGCCCUGCGGCAGCGGCUGGUGGACGAGACACAGAAGCGUGAGGAUGCCGAGAAGAGUCUGGUGCUGUUCCGCAAGGACGUGGACCACGCCACGCUGUCCCGCCUGGAGCUGGAGCGCAAGGUCGAGCUGCUGAUGGACGAGAUCGGCUUCCUCAAGAAGCUGCACGAGGAGGAGCUGCGGGACCUGGAGGUGAGUGGCCCGAGCGCGGCGGGGCUGCCCGAGGUGGAGGUGUGCAAGCCGGAGCUGACGGCUGCGCUGCGGGAGAUCCGCACCCAGUACGAGAGCAUCGCCGUCAAGAACCUGCAGGAAGCCGAGGAGUGGUACAAGUCCAAGUUUGCCGACCUGUCGGAUGCUGCGAACCGCAACCACGAGGCGCUGCGGCUGGCCAAGCAGGAGAUGAACGAGUCCCGCCGGCAGAUCCAGAGCCUGACGUGCGAGGUGGACGGGCUGAAGGGCGUGAACGAGGCGCUGCAGCGGCAGAUGCGGGAGAUGGAGGAUGAGUUCGGGGAGGAGAUCGGGAACUACCAGGAUGUGGUGGGGAGGCUGGAGCAGGAGAUCCAGCAGAUGAAGGAGGAGAUGGCGCGGCACCUGCGCGAGUACCAGGACCUGCUGAACGUCAAGAUGGCCCUGGACAUCGAGAUUGCCACGUACCGCAAGCUGCUGGAGGGCGAGGAGAGCCGGAUCACCAUCCCACUGCACCCCAGCACCUCCUUCAGCACCAGGAGCUCAGUGCUGGAGCCGCAGCCUGCAGAGAGCCCGCCACGGAGGAUGGUGCUCAUCAAAACCAUCGAGACCCGGGACGGGCAGCAAGUGGUGACGGAGUCGCACAAGGAGCGAGCGGGGAAGUGACACAGAGGAGCGGCUGCCACGGCCCCGACCCCACAAGGGGGGCUUUGCCAGACCUUGCUGCAUCCCGGGCGGGACAUGGAGCAGAGCAGGGGGGGCUGGGAGCGCCCCAAUUCCCAUUCCUGCUGUCAGCACCACGGGACAACGCCGCGGUGUGUCCCUGUGCCUUUGCAGUGUGUCCCUGUGCCUUUGCAGUGUGUCCCUGUGCCUUGUCCCCCCAUAUUUAUCGCUAUUUAUUGCCUAUUUAUUAUUCCCCCAGCUGUAUUUAAUAUCGAGUGCUCCCCACGCCGCUCUGGGGCCGAGGGGUGCCCGGCUUCCCUCCCGCCACCACAGCUGGCACCGGGUGUCCCCGGGGCUGGCGGGUCCGGUGUCCCCAAGCGCUGUCACUGCCAUGGGGAGUGGGACAGAAAGGAAGCAGCGCUCGGCUGAGGGGGGGUCUGCGUCCCGGGGGUCCCGUUCUGUCCCAAACACACUCUGGGGGUCUCCCCUCCCGCCACCGGCACAAGCCCCGCGGCUGGCGGUGACACCCAAGCCUUGUCCCCUGAGGUGUCACCGCCCCGGGGAAGGAGCCUCGACCCCCUGAGCUCGGAACCCCCGGGGGUCCCGCGACUCCCCGGGACCCCGCGACUUCCAGAGGACCGACGGGCACGCCCGGUAUCCCGGAGGGCUCCGGGAGCAUCGCGGAACCGGGGCGGGCUCGGUCCUCACCGGCACCGCCAGAGGGCGCCACCGGCCCGCCCCGAUCGCUGCUUAAUUCCGUGUUAAUUGCGUUAAUUACAAGGCUCUGGGUGUGCGGGGAAACACCCUGGUUUCUAUAAUCGCGUUGAGCAUUUUUUUGCAUGAUUAAUUGAGUUCAACCAAAUGAUGCAAAAUGGCGUUCAUGCAAGAUUUGCUUAUUAGUUUUGUUACUUUAAGCGAAUUUUUGCGCUGUUUCAUUAUUUUCAGCGGUUUUUUGCACCACUGAUUGAAUUAUUUUAAGCAAGUUACGCACAACUGCGUUAUUUAAACAAAUCUUGCACACGAAAUUGCCUUACUUUAAGCAAAUGCUGCAUUAUUGCAUUUUAAGGGUUUUUUUUUGUAUCAUCGAGUUAUUUUAAGUACUUUUUUGCAUUAUUGUGUCAUAGCAAACUAUACAAAAUUGCAUAAUUUAAUGGAAUUUUGGCAUAAUUAACUGCAUUAUUUUAUGCAAUCUUUGCACCAUUAAUUACACAAAAAAAUAAUAUAAAAUCGCAAUAUUUUAA